UCACCGAGAGACAGACUCUGCUCCAUCUGGGCUGAAGCUGCAGGAGCUCCCUCCUAGAAUCCCCAAGGGAUUUCACUCAAAGAAGUCUCAGAAGCCUGGGUCCCUCCUUGAAAAGCCCUACAGUCAGCAUGAACGAGCAUGUGUAUAGGAAGAAAGUCUUACAGUACCAGAGGAUGGCACCCAGCGUCUAUGGGGGAGCUGGAGGCCACGGCACCCGCAUCUCGGUCUCCAGUGACAUGGUGAACUAUGAGAAUGACAUCGCCAAAGGGAACCUGCUUUUUGGCAAUGAGAAGAUGGCCAUGCAAAACCUGAAUGAUCGCCUAGCAAGCUACCUGGAGAAGGUGCGGUCCCUGGAGCAGGCCAAUGUUACACUUGAAGGGCAGAUCAAGAAGUGGUACGAAACCAACGCGCCCAGCAUCAGUCGGGACUACAGCGCCUAUUACAAACAAAUCCAAGAGCUGCAAAAUCAGAUUAAAGAAGCUCAACGGGAAAGAGCUAAAUGUAUCCUGCUAAUUGAUAAUGCUAAACUGGCUGCUGAAGACUUCAGACUAAAGUAUGAGGCUGAGCGAGGACUGCGCCUCACCGUGGAGGCUGAUCUUCAGAGCCUGAGUAAGCUCACUGACGACCUCACCCUAAGUAAAACAGACUUGGAGAUUCAAAUUGAAGAACUGAAUAAAGACCUGGUUCUCCUCAGAAAAGAACAUCAGGAGGAAGUGGACUGCCUACGCAAACAGCUGGGCAAUACUGUCAACGUGGAGUUGAAGGCUGCUCCAGGCCUGAACCUCAGUGCCAUCAUCAAUGAAAUGAGGCAGAAAUAUGAAGUCUUGGCUGACGAAAACCUUCAGAAGGCCAAAGAAGAGUUUGAGAUACAGAGAGAAAGUCUUCAGCAACAAGUCACAAUAAACACUGAAGAGUUAAAAGAAUCUGAGGUUCAACUAAAGGAGCUGAGCCGGACCUACCAGAUGGUGGAUAUAGACCUCAAGUCUCAACUCAGUCUGAAAGACUCUUUGGAGCGUACACUGCAGGCUACCAAAGAUCGUUAUAGUAGCCAGUUGGCCGAGAAACAGGCAAUGUUGAACAGCCUAGAGGCCCAGCUGAUGCAGAUUCGGACUGACGCAGAGAACCAGAACAGAAAAUACAAUGAUCUCCUCGGCAUAAAGACCCGGCUUGAGCAGGAAAUUGCUACUUACCGUCGCCUUCUGGAAGGAGAAGAUAUAACAACUACAGAAUUUCAGUUAAGCGCGGUGGGGGAGAGAGAGGUAAAGAAAACCAGGGUGAUUAAGACAGUCAUACAAGAAACAGUGGAUGGCAAGGUUGUGUCAUCUGAAGUCAAAGAGAUGAAAGAAGAUAUAUGAACACGUGCCAGAAGGAGAUGCUGCUGAGGUUUUGAAAGAAAUGUAGCUAUAAUUUUUGCUCCCUGCAAGAAAGCGUCCAUCAGAAAGCACCGUUAAUACUUUCUAAUGAUUACAGGAGAAAAAAAAAAAAAGUCCAUUUAUCAGUCUCUGUAAUUGAAUAUAAAUGUUUUACUCAAAGGAGCUUCAAACUGCCUGCAAAAAUGAAAUUCAAUGAGCAUUAGGACAUUUAAAAUAUCAUUACUGCCAUCUUUACCACGAAACACAUUAA
This is a messenger RNA of Rhinolophus ferrumequinum (greater horseshoe bat), 1623 nucleotides long. It is a transcript of the gene KRT20, whose product is annotated as keratin 20. The transcript is spliced from 8 exons. NCBI's taxonomy places the organism in Eukaryota, Metazoa, Chordata, Mammalia, Chiroptera, Rhinolophidae. The record is from RefSeq and is a predicted model, not a curated record. Gene Ontology annotation, molecular function: structural molecule activity. Bases 129 to 1355 code for a protein of 408 amino acids.